Zingiber officinale is the source of this 932-nucleotide messenger RNA. Its product is annotated as 50S ribosomal protein L28, chloroplastic-like. The transcript has 2 exons. Gene Ontology annotation, cellular component: ribosome. Lineage: Eukaryota; Viridiplantae; Streptophyta; Magnoliopsida; Zingiberales; Zingiberaceae. The coding region runs from base 128 to 601 and encodes 157 amino acids. Gene Ontology annotation, biological process: translation. Gene Ontology annotation, molecular function: structural constituent of ribosome. The record is from RefSeq and is a predicted model, not a curated record.
AGCCCUCAUCAGUUACUCGUCUCGCUCUUAUCCUGUUAUCCAUCAAUUCCAUUCAUUCCAUUCCAUCGUCUCCUCCCUCCUCCACUCGCCUCUCCUCGGGACUCCUACGCCGGGGCAACCGCAACGAAUGGCGGCGCCUUCGACGGCGCUUUGCUUCUCCAGCGCGCACCGGCACUCACUGCUUCCUCCUUCCUCGUCCGCUUCGAAGCUUAGGGUUUCCUCCGGAAGCUUCUCUCUCGCCACGACUCUUUCCGCUGGAGCACUAGGUUUCGGGAGGUCCCAGUUGGUCGGCUUCCCAGUCAUCUUCACCACCAGUCUACCUUCACUUCGGGUUCCUCACAAGCUUCCAAUUACCCCCGUUGUUGCUCGCCGGGUUUGCCCUUUUACCGGGAAGAAGGCUAAUAGAGCAAAUAAAGUUUCCUUCUCGAACCACAAGACCAAGAAGCUGCAGUUUGUCAAUUUGCAGUAUAAGAGGAUCUGGUGGGAAGCAGGGAAACGAUACGUAAAGCUACGCUUGUCAACAAAGGCACUGAAGACCAUUGAGAAGAAUGGUCUGGAUGCUGUUGCUAAGAAGGCUGGAAUUGACCUCCGAAAAGAAUGAACCUGAACUACCCAACGGCCAUGCCUUUACUCCUUUUUAUCGCUUAGUAAAAUCGUCGAGGUGAUUUUGGCUCUGUUGCCACUUAGUUCAUUGUCUGUUGUCAUUUCUACUUCCAACUGGCUGUAAAUUUACCAGGACAAAAGAUUUCAAAAUGCUUUGUGUGAUGCAUGUCUGACCAACUAGGAUAGACAUUUUCUCUCCAGAGAUUGUCCACACAUGUACAAAUAGUCUAAUUCAGAUUCAGCUACUGAAACAUGUCUGGAAUAAAUUUGUAUCAUGUUUUGCAUUGUAGUUCAAAUGAAAUCACUGUACAAGGAUGAGUUCAGUGCUG